AUGACCAACUACGAGCAAAUCGCCCUCCAGGCCGAGAAGGACCUCAACACCUACCAGGCCAAGACUGGUGCCGCCCGCCCCGUCGGUGGCGACGAUGCCGGUGUCAAUACUAUGGCUGAGAACAAGUUCGAGGGUGCUCACGUCGAGUAUGGUGAUGAGUUGAGCACAAACGCUGGCUACAACAAGCGCAUUCCUGCCUCCGAGGGUGGUGUCACCGAUGACAAGGGCCGACAAGCCCGUGGUGAGCAAUACGAGGGCGAGGGCGGUCCCCUUGACAAGCUCGAGAAGGCCAACAACGAGCACGGUGGUGACAACGACAACGAUGUCGUCCCCGCUGGCUUCAAGCAGUCCUCCGGUCUCGGUGCCGCAGACGACAUCGCCAACAAGGGCCAAAGUGCUAUGCGCACCAACGUUGGCCGCAACCCUCCCGGCCCCGGUGGCAAUCAGUUCAAGGGUGCCGACUACACCGAGGACAGCGUCCCUGACCCCAGCUCUGCUCAGGGCUAUGUUGCUCCUGAGAGCGCCAUCGAGACUGCUCGUGGCGACUAA
Fusarium pseudograminearum CS3096 is the source of this 549-nucleotide messenger RNA. RefSeq lists its product as uncharacterized. The transcript is spliced from 2 exons. The coding region runs from base 1 to 549 and encodes 182 amino acids. The record is from RefSeq and is a predicted model, not a curated record. NCBI's taxonomy places the organism in Eukaryota, Fungi, Ascomycota, Sordariomycetes, Hypocreales, Nectriaceae.